UAAUAUACCAACUGUCAAUUAUUUUUUUUCAUAUUUUCACAUUUAUAUAUAAAACUAUUACAUUGAUUUAGCUUUCGUGAUUCCGAACUGACCGACUAUGACAUCAGCGAUUUCCAUGUGAACGAGCAGACACUUGAUCACAACGGCUCUAUCCCAUCUGCAGACGGUCAUCUUGUGAAGGCUGAACAUAGAGAGCUUACGAAGCCCGAAACGGUUGUGCCAGCUCCCAUUACUUCCACUGAUCGGAACACAACUGGGGACAGUGACGACUAUGUCAAGGUGAAUGUAGAUCCGAUCUAUGAUAUGCCUCCUCAAAAUGGAAAAGCUAUGAGUCCCGAAGAGGCAAGGAAGUUGCAGGAUCUAUGCAAAGAGUACGACUUUGGAACUGACAUUGGACCGGAGGCCACAGGACAUUCCACAACGAGUACCAGAGAGCUGCCGGAUGAAGCCGAACAGAAAAUCCAUCACGUGCCUAUUAAAACUCCUGAAAUUAAAAAGGAUCUCUGCAAAGAGUACGACUUUGGAACUGACAUUGGACCGGAGGCCACAGUUACACAGCAGUCUUUUCCAAUAAGCGGUCAAUUUUCUCCUCCUGUUAUUGUUCCGCCAAUAGAGCAGCAGGGACAUUCCACAGCGAGCACCAGAGAGCUGCCGGAUGAAGCCGAACAGAAAGUCCAUCACGUGCCUAUUAAAACUCCUGAAAUUCAAAAGCAUUAUGCUGCCCAUAAGGACGUGAGAGCACCAUCCUAUGUGUCAAAUGUCCAAUGA
This is a messenger RNA of Strongylus vulgaris, 768 nucleotides long. The record is from the annotation of a GenBank genome assembly. Lineage: Eukaryota; Metazoa; Nematoda; Chromadorea; Rhabditida; Strongylidae.